This is a messenger RNA of Dentiscutata heterogama, 129 nucleotides long. Lineage: Eukaryota; Fungi; Glomeromycota; Glomeromycetes; Diversisporales; Gigasporaceae. The record is from the annotation of a GenBank genome assembly.
GAUAUGAGUGUUGUCAAGUUGAAGUUUGUAAAUGUAAAACCUGUACAUGUGAAUAAUUUUCAUGAACUUGAGUACUGGAAAAUUAAAUCACAUGCUAUAUACAAUCGGUUAAUCUUACGUGGUCAACAA